CGACAGUCACAAAGAAAAAGCGGCCAAGAUUCAUCAUGGGUGGCUUUCGCCUUCACAUGUUGGCUAUGGCUGUGAUGAUUGCCGGGGCUGUGUUGAGUGAUGCUGCAAAAGAGGCCAGCCGCGGUGAUGCCCAAGGUAUCCACCCCCACCUUCGCAAAGGUAUCACCAACUGGCUCAUGAUCGAGAAAAAACACCUCCAACCGGGAAUGUCAUUUACUUCCGGUCCGUUCGAAUACAAGGAGGGCAAUGCCACCUUUCAGUAUAUCCUCCGCACGGUCAAGGCCAAGUACUGGCCGGCUGGCGCGAACUACUCGGGCCAGGAGGCACUCUGGCUCGAUUCACCUUUUUCUGGUGUCACGGGCAUAACACCCCUACUGGAAGCAGAACUUACACCCAAGGGAGACGACAGCACGCGGCAGCAUAUGGGCGCCCUCGUUCUCAAAAUACCCACGGCCGCAUAG
Nannochloropsis gaditana CCMP526 is the source of this 461-nucleotide messenger RNA. RefSeq lists its product as uncharacterized. The coding region runs from base 36 to 461 and encodes 141 amino acids. The transcript has 2 exons. The record is from RefSeq and is a predicted model, not a curated record.